This is a messenger RNA of Myodes glareolus (Bank vole), 465 nucleotides long. The record is from RefSeq and is a predicted model, not a curated record. NCBI's taxonomy places the organism in Eukaryota, Metazoa, Chordata, Mammalia, Rodentia, Cricetidae.
GGUCUACGAUCUCCUGUUGCGGCCCUAGUUAAGGUGACCACGGUCCUUGGACGAGGCAAGACGUGGGGGUGGAGGAGCCCUGUCCACGAGGUAUGGUGAGCAGCCUUGGUACUGGGGAAAGAUGAGCAGUGCCGGCGAUUAGAGACCGCGGCACUUGGGAAAGGAUGCCUAGUAUUAGGAUCCGCGGCACUGGGGAAAGAUGAGCCGAUCCAUGACCGCAGCACAGUGUUGGGGGGAGGGGAGCAGGGUCCGCGAUGCGCGUCACUGGGGAAAGGAUGCGCUGCUUCCAGGACUGCGGCACGGGUUUGGGGGAGGGGAGCAGCAGGGUCCGCGACUGCGGCACUGGGGGGAAGAUGAGCUUGUUCUGCGAUCUGAGGCCGCGGCACUCACUGGUCGAAAGAUGCGCAGGACCCCUGACUGCGGGAUCGCUUACACCUGAGAAGAACUACUGAACAGCACGUGCCA